Molecule: messenger RNA, 1662 nt
Organism: Frankliniella occidentalis (western flower thrips)
Lineage: Eukaryota; Metazoa; Arthropoda; Insecta; Thysanoptera; Thripidae
Gene: Tap42
Product: immunoglobulin-binding protein 1
Exons: 5
Coding region: 267-1352 (361 amino acids)
Biological process (GO): regulation of dephosphorylation; regulation of signal transduction
Cellular component (GO): cytosol
Molecular function (GO): protein phosphatase 2A binding
Source: RefSeq, a predicted model, not a curated record
CUUGAUGAAUGACAUCGAUUUUGCACUUUGUAUUUUACCUUUUAAAAUGUCUACGCUUAAAAUAUGAACUGUUUCUGUAGUCGAGAAACAAUGUAAGUAGCCUCGCACAUAACAGGGCGCGGGUCAAAGUUUUGGAAAAUGGUUUUUCGAAGUCAUGAAGUCAUGAUGAAGUUGUAGCAGAAGAAGCAGAAGCCGUUGCGCCAGAGCAGUAGCAGAGUCGCUGCGCUGUGAGUUGUGCCCUUCAGUUGUGAAAGAAACAAAUAGCCAUGGCCAUGGCGGCCGAAGAUGAAACGCGGAAACUAUCCGACAUUUUCGACGAAGGAUUGGAUUUAUUCAAUAGAGUCUCCAAGACUGAUGAAGCAACGAAUAGUUCAAACAUUCAGGCUGAAAUCAAAAGAAGCAUGCACCUGUUUGAAGAUGCAACGAGGCUAGUUUCUUUGGGCGGCCUUUUUUCAUCAAAUGAAAGUGUUGAAGAGGUGCCUACCAGCAAUAUAAAAUAUUUUUUAUUGCCAGCAUUGCUAGGAACAUUGUCUUUAAAAUUGUGUGUAGCUGACCGUUUAGAAGUGAUUACUACAGCUGAAGUGUACUUCCGUGACUUUUUACAAAGAGUUAAGGAUUAUGGUGUAGCAGAUAUUGAAAUUCCCCCAGCUGUGGAAAUUCCCGAUGAAGAUUCGGCCACUGAUAUGGUCAACGCUAUGCAUACUAAUCGAGGUAUGGACAUUGCUGCUAUGGCAAGACAACGUCAUGCUAAAAUUGAGAGGUUCAAGCAGCAAAAGGAACUUGAAUCAAAGCUCCAGACCUUACGCAAAGCUAUGGAUUCAGAAAGUGUUGAUGAAGAUAUCAAGCGUAACUAUUUUCUAACUAUGUGCAAAUCUUAUGCAAGUCAAGCAUUAGAUGAGUUAGAAUGUCUGGACUCGGAGAAACCUCUCUUAGCGCAUCGGGCGAAGCUGAAGAAGCAAGAAGCCCUAGGAAAAUCUGAAGAUGAGCUUGAACGAGAAAAAAGACCUAAAUUAACUCCAAGACGUCCUUUGAUGCCGGUGAUUAUCACUAAAGAUGAGGUUCAAAAAAGAGUUUUUGGUGCUGGGUAUCCAUCUCUUCCAACUCUCACAGUUCAAGAAUUUUAUGAACAGCGGUUGCGAGAUGGAAUAUGGCAACCACCAAGCUCACAAGAUCAGUCUUUGCAAAAUAUAGCCAAUGAUGACAUAAAAGCCAAACAGAAGGAGGAAGAGGAAGUUGAGAAAGAAAAGAAAGUUGAGGCAGAUGAUCCGGAAAUGCUAGCCCAGCAGAGAAACUGGGAUGACUACAAGGACUCACACCGAACAGGCUGGGGAAAUCGUAUGAAUAGAAGUUAAAAGCUCCAUUUUUAACAGUUUACAUGCACAGAGACAAUUUGUGUUGUAAUCCACCUCACUCUCCUACCAUUCUGUAACAUUUCCUGGAGACUGUUACAUUUCUCAAUUUAAUAGAUAACUUUUUUAUUAUUUACUCAUUUUUGCUAUGAAGUGUAGCGGGGUAUUUAAUGAUAUUGAAACGUUCCUUUAACAAUGUUCUGUGUUUGUUGAUGAAAAUGUGUAUUACUUUAUGAGCUCUAUGUAUCACAAUGUAUCUAUCUACCUACUUAUUAAUGAUGAACUGACUGAUUACAUGGUUUCAUUUUCAGUA